AUGAGAAAAUACACGAAAAAAUGCCGGAGGAAAGGCGACACGAAGGAAACUGAUGGAAAAUCCGCAUAUGCUAAUGACGCAUGCGAUGUUGAGGAUAAAUGUGUAGAUGCUCAGAAAGUGAGCUUCAAGGAUAAGAUGACUAUGAUUGAUUCCUUUAAGCUAAAGCGGAAAAUGGAGGACAUAGGAACUCAAAAAGCCUACUCUAUGGAAUUCUUAAAUGAGGUCGAUGGAAAAGUAGGUGUGCAGUUGACGGGUGAGGAUAUUGGAGGCCUCGGCUUCAACAUUCAAGGCAACAUGAACGAGGGAAUUUUUGUGAAAAGCAUUAUCUCUAAGGGAAUUGCUGAGCAAUGCGGAAAUAUUCUGAUUGGUGAUAAGAUCAAAUCUUUGACAAUUAGCUUUGAAAAUAUGGUGUUCGAAGAUGCGGUAACAAUUCUUAACUAUGCUUCUCCUUACAAGGUCAAGCUUGAGCUUGAGCGGAAGCUCAGUGACAAUGCUUCGAAUAGUGAUAGUGAAGAUGAAAAGGAGGUCAGAUAUCAUCCUUUGUUCAGGAGCAACACCUUGACUCAUGUUCACUUCAACCCAAUUGGAUCAGGAUCACCGAGGCCUCAACGAUGUGCAUCAGCGGACUCUAAGCAGAAACAUGCGUUGCCCAAGAAUGAACAAGUACCACCUCAACCGGAUUCAACUACCGCGGAAGAUAAAUCGGAAAUUAGCGGAUCCGGCAAGGAUGGAGAUAUCAGUCGCCUGGAGAGCAGCGACUAUGGAAGUGAUGGAACAUCGGAUUGUAGAGAGAGCACAGCUAGCGCGGAGUCACAGAAAACAAUAAGUGAUCGCAUUGAGAUUACUGACAUUAUAUUUGAUAAGGUCAACUCGCCGACUCCACCACCUUCUCGCAAGUUGGAACAAUGCAAUGAGCUUCCGCCAAAGCCUAAAAAAGUUGUUUCAAGAUCUCCAUCUCCAAAGCAUAAACCACCUCCGUCGCCAAAAAUCAAUCGCUCUUCUAGCCCACAAAAGACAGUUCAAAUCGAGGAUUCUACUCAAACACCGAAGUUUGUUGCGGAAUCAAAGCCAACUCAAACUGAUUUGGCUCCAGUUCCACCUCCAGUCAGUUCGAUCCCAGUGAGAAAGGUUAUUGAAGAGAAGACCUCUUCUCCUAAACUGGCUAAUCUAUUACCAUCCCCUGUUCCGAAUGCGGCUACUGCAUCUAUCCCACUCCCAGUUCCUGUAAUGGAAGAGCAGAAAGGUCCAGAAAUCACUGAUGCGCGGAUUUCAAGAAUCCCAAAGCGCUCGGACAGCAUCAAAACGAAUGUGGUUGAAAGGAAGCUGCCCGCGUUACCGAAGAGCGUUACGCAGCGGAGUCACAGUGCAGAUAAAAGUGAUAAUGUGUGGAGCAGGUUGUACCAGGAAAAAAAGGGACAGCUUAGGAAAACGCGAGAUGUCUCAUCUCCACCAACUGCCCAUAUCUCGGCAAUUCCAACUCUAAAUAAAGCACCAAAGGUUCCAGAUGACAAAUACGGAACGUUGACAAGAGAAAAGAGGGACAGACUAAUGGCAAAUGAUGCGGAACUCGAAAGGCAGCGGGAAGAGCUGAGAAAGCUGGGAAUUCUCUAG
Caenorhabditis bovis is the source of this 1611-nucleotide messenger RNA. NCBI's taxonomy places the organism in Eukaryota, Metazoa, Nematoda, Chromadorea, Rhabditida, Rhabditidae. The record is from the annotation of a GenBank genome assembly.